UUAGUGAAGAAGGAUGGUAAAAGGAAAAAAAGUUUUAGUUUUAUUCAUUUUUGUAUUUUUAUGAAAGAUUUAUCCAACUGUAGAAAAUGCUAUCUGCCAGUCAAACAUUCGACCCUAUUUGCUUUUUUUGUUUUCUUAAGUUUGGUAUUCAGUGUAACCCUAGAGCACUUACGCUAUAAUAAGUUACACCAUCACUUUUGCUGAGUCAUUUUUACCUGAUAUAAAAUACCCAAUAAAGAGUAUUUGUCAUAAAAUAAAUUAAAAUAUGACAACACAAGAUAAGUUAGAGUAGUUUUCUUUUAUUUUCAACUGUGGUUUAUCUAAGAAAAUGGAAAAUGAAAAAAAAAACGUGCUCGAAAAUAAAAAUAAAUGAAUAAAAAUAAUGAUACUAGAGACUUGGCCUUUGGUCCUCUCAUUCCUGGGACAUAUGAGACUUUACCCCAGAACCCAUGACACUUAGAAAAAUCCAGAAAACCAUAUAAAUACUUCAGCUUGGGUGAAAAUCACCCGCCGACUGCUCUAAGGUUAAGCUGCCCUGUAGCUUCUCGCCUGCAGCAUAUCUGAGUGAAAUUAUUACUCGACUUUUUCAACUGUCACUUCUCUUCUUCGCCCCCCCCUGCCCCCGUAUCCAUCCCCAAGCAUGGCCUGCCACUGGUUACCAAUCUAAAUUUAAACCACAGCAGGGCCAACUGCUCCUCCAGCCACUCUGGGCUCCUGUUAUUUUCCUCUCUGCCGAGAUGAGCUUUUCUGUCAGAGCUCCUUGGGCUGGAGGGGAGGUCUGUGGCUCUGUGUGAGGGAGUCGGGAGGAGAAGGGAGACAGGGGUGGGGGGAUCUACUGUAGUCCGGCGUCCGGGGAUCAGAGGCCCGAUGAAAGGAGGGAGUAAAGCUGUACCUGUGUGGUGGAUUUUACACUGAGAGCUCAUACAUUUUUGUGUUUUUUUUUUGUUUUUUGAAUUGGGAGUUUGUGUCAGAGUAAGGCCUCGGAAUGGCUUCCAACGCAGCAGGCGACAAAUCGUUCAUCAUGAACGAGGAGGAGCUGAAGAGGAAGCAGAGGGAGAAGCUGAAGAAGCUCCAGGCCACAGGAGGAAACCCUCGCCCUGCAAGAACCCUUUUCUUAUUCUCCCUCAAAAAUCCCUUCCGCAAGGCUUGCACCAACAUCGUGGAGUGGAAAACUUUUGAGAUCAUCAUCUUAUUGACCAUCUUUGCAAACUGUGUGGCUUUAGCCGUCUUCCUGCCCAUGCCUGAAGAAGAUAGCAAUAACACCAACUCUAGUCUGGAGAGUCUGGAGUAUAUCUUCUUGAUCAUCUUUACUUUGGAGUGCUUCUUGAAGAUUGUGGCGUACGGUCUCGUGUUCCACGAAGGGGCCUAUUUACGGAACUGUUGGAACAUUUUGGACUUCGUCAUCGUCUUCAUGGGCUUGUUCACCUUUGCUUUGGAUACCAUCAAUAUGAUCGCAGGAGUACCGACAGAGAAGGGUGGAGGAUUUGACAUGAAGGCUCUAAGGGCCUUCAGGGUGCUCAGGCCCCUUCGCCUUGUUUCUGGAGUCCCCAGCCUUCAGGUGGUCAUGAACUCCAUCCUCAAAGCCACGCUGCCUUUGGUGCACAUUGCCCUGCUGGUCUUUUUGUUGGUCACCAUCUAUGCCAUCAUGGGCCUGGAGCUCUUCAAGUGCAAAAUGCACAAGACCUGCUACUACACGGGAACAAACAUCUACGCCACAGCGGAAGGGGAGCUGCCUGCUCCGUGUGCUCAGGCCGGUAACGGACGCCGCUGCUCCAUCAACGGCUCAGAGUGUCGCCCCGGAUGGGAGGGUCCAAACAAUGGUAUCACCCACUUUGAUAACAUUGGUUUUGCAAUGCUGACUGUGUACCAGUGUAUCACCAUGGAGGGAUGGACCAAGGUCCUCUACUGGGUUAAUGAUGCCAUCGGAAAUGAAUGGCCAUGGGUGUAUUUUGUUCCUCUCAUCCUGGUCGGUUCCUUCUUCGUUCUCAAUCUCGUUCUGGGCGUGCUCAGUGGAGAGUUUACAAAGGAGCGAGAGAAAGCCAGAUCACGAGGAGAAUUCCAGAAACUGCGGGAGCGUCAGCAGCUGGACGAGGACCUCCAUGGAUACAUGGAAUGGAUCACUCAUGCUGAAGUCCUGGACGCAGACAGAGAGGGCAAAGGUCUUCUACCUUUGACCAACGGGGACUCUGAAACAGACAGCCUGUACGAUCUGGAGGGCAAAAGUCGAAUCAUCUAUUACUACCGCCUGGCCCGUCGUUGGAACCGUUUCUUCAGGAUGAAAUGUCUGGUGUACGUGAAGACGAAGAGCUUUUACUGGCUGGUGAUGUUCCUCGUCUUCCUCAACACUCUGACUAUCGCCACAGAGUAUCAUCACCAGCCUAAAUCUCUGACUACCCUACAAGACGUGGCCAGUCGUGGACUGCUGGUGCUGUUUGUCCUCGAGAUGUUCGUGAAGCUGUAUGCUCUCGGACCAAGAGCGUACUUCAUGUCUCUGUUCAACCGCUUCGACUUCUUUGUGGUGCUGUGCGGCAUUCUGGAGAUGAUCAUGCUGUCGGCCGGAGCGGUCGCUCCGCUAGGUUUCUCUGUCCUCAGGUGUAUACGGCUCCUGAGGAUCCUCAAAGUUACUAAGUACUGGACUUCUCUGAGCAAUUUCGUGGCCUCUCUUCUCAACUCCGUUCGCUCCAUCGCCUCCCUUCUCCUCCUUCUCUUCCUCUUUAUUGUCAUCUUUGCUCUUCUGGGAAUGCAGGUUUUUGGAGGGAAAUUCAACUUUGAUCACAACCGACCCAUUCGCAGUAACUUUGACAACUUCCCCCAGGCGCUCAUCAGCGUAUUUCAGAUUCUGACAGGAGAAGAGUGGACUCUCAUCAUGAACAAUGGUAUCAUGGCUCACGGAGGGCCUGUCAUACCUGGCAUCCUGGUUUCCAUUUUCUUCAUCAUCCUUUUCGUCUGUGGAAACUAUAUCCUCCUGAAUGUCUUCUUGGCCAUCGCCGUCGACAACCUGGCAGAGGCGGAGAGUCUGACUUCAGCUCAGAAAGAAAAGGCAGAAGAGAAGCUGAAGAAGAAGCUGCUAAGGUCCAAAAUGCCAGAGAAGACGGAUGAAGAAAGGGAAAGGAUUGCUAAGAAACUGGCAGAGCAGAGGGCCAAGGUGGAGGGCAUGCCCACCACCGCCAAGCUUAAAGUCGAUGAAUUUGAGUCCAAUGUCAAUGAAGUGAAAGAUCCAUUUCCACCUGCUGAUUUCCCAGGUGACGAUGAGGAGGAAGAACCUGAAAUCCCCUUAAGCCCUCGGCCUCGACCGAUGGCGGACCUUCAGCUGAAGGAAGAGGCGGUCCCAUUACCUGAAGCCAGUUCUUUUUAUAUUUUUGGCCCUCAGAACAAGUUCCGUAAACUGUGCUACAAGAUCAUCAACGCUUCGUCCUUCACCAACUUAAUUCUACUUUUCAUCCUGCUCUCCUCCAUUUCACUGGCAGCUGAGGACCCCAUCGAUCCAAGGUCCUACAGGAACCAGAUCUUGGCUUAUGCUGACAUUGUUUUCACAACCGUGUUCACCAUUGAGAUCGUGCUCAAGAUGACCGUGUACGGCGCGUUCAUGCAUGAAGGCUCAUUCUGUCGUAAUUCUUUCAACAUCCUGGAUCUGAUCGUGGUCACAGUGUCACUCCUGUCCAUGGGAAUGGAGUCCAGUGCUAUCUCUGUGGUGAAGAUUCUCAGGGUGUUGAGGGUGCUGAGACCUCUCAGAGCCAUCAACCGAGCCAAAGGACUGAAGCAUGUGGUCCAGUGUGUGUUUGUGGCCAUUAAAACAAUUGGAAACAUUGUGCUGGUCACCAUGCUGCUCAACUUUAUAUUCGCCUGCAUAGGAGUCCAGCUGUUUAAGGGCAAAUUCUACAGCUGCACUGACCCCACCAAAAUGACAGCAGAAGAUUGCCAAGGAUACUUCAUAAAGCCCAUGGAGAACUCCCUCAAAGAGACGGUGCUGGCUAAAAGGGAAUGGAUCAACAGUGACUUCAACUUUGACAACGUGCUUAACGGAAUGUUGGCUCUGUUCACAGUUUCCACCUUUGAAGGAUGGCCAAAACUCUUGUACAGAGCCAUCGAUUCAGCUGAAGAAGAUUUCGGUCCAGUCUACAACAACCGCAUUGACGUGUCUAUUUUCUUCAUCAUCUACAUCAUCCUCAUAGCCUUCUUCAUGAUGAACAUCUUCGUGGGCUUCGUCAUCGUCACCUUCCAGGAGCAGGGCGAGCAGGAGUACAAAAACUGUGAGCUGGACAAAAACCAGCGUCAGUGUGUGCAGUACGCUCUGAAGGCUCGCCCUCUGAGGUGCUACAUCCCUAAGAAUCCCUUCCAGUACCGCGUGUGGUACAUUGUAACCUCCUGCUACUUCGAGUACCUCAUGUUCUUCCUAAUUAUGCUGAACACGUUGUGUCUGGGUAUGCAGCACUGUAACCAGUCAGACCACGUUACCAAGCUGUCAGACAUGCUGAACCUGAUCUUCACAGUACUCUUCACAGUGGAGAUGAUACUCAAGCUUAUGGCCUUCAAAGCUAAGGGCUACUUUGGAGACCCAUGGAACGUGUUUGACUUCAUUAUUGUCAUCGGUAGCGUUGUUGAUGUCAUCCUCAGUGAAGUCGACAGCGCCCUGGCCUCCAGUGGAGGGCUGUACUGUCUCCAUGGCUGUGCUGAGACAGAUCCUAUGCAAGAAAUUGCGGCGUCUGAAAACGCCUCAGUUUCCAUCACAUUCUUCCGACUCUUCCGUGUCAUGCGUCUGGUGAAGCUGCUGAACCGUUCAGAGGGCAUUCGUAACCUUCUGUGGACCUUCAUCAAGUCUUUCCAGGCUCUUCCUCAUGUAGCUCUGCUCAUUGUGAUGCUCUUCUUCAUCUAUGCUGUCAUCGGGAUGCAGAUCUUUGGAAAGGUCGCUUUAGUGGAUGGCACCCAAAUCAACCGCAACAACAACUUCCAGACAUUCCCACAGGCUGUGCUGAUGUUAUUCCGAUGUGCCACUGGAGAGGCUUGGCAGGAGGUGAUGAUGGCAUCGAUGUACGGCAAGAAAUGUGACCCAAAGUCUGACUUCCUGCCAGGAGAAGAGUACACCUGCGGGUCCAACUUCGCUGUCUUUUACUUCCUCAGCUUCUACUGUAUCUGUGCCUUCCUGAUCCUCAAUCUGUUUGUAGCUGUCAUCAUGGACAACUUUGACUACCUGACACGUGAUUGGUCCCUUCUUGGUCCACACCAUCUGGAUGAGUUUAAGAAGAUCUGGGCUGAAUAUGACCCUGAAGCCACGGGUAGGAUCAAACAUCUGGAUGUGGUGACUCUGCUAAGAAGGAUCCAGCCUCCACUGGGUUUUGGCAAGUUCUGUCCUCAUCGGGCUGCAUGCAAGCGAUUGGUUGGUAUGAACAUGCCGCUCAACAGUGACGGAACCGUCACCUUCAACGCCACCCUGUUUGCUCUGGUCAGGACUGCUCUUAAAAUCAAAACAGAAGGUAACUUUGAGCAGGCCAAUGAGGAGCUGAGGGCUAUUAUAAAGCAGAUCUGGAAACGCACCAGUAUGAAGCUGCUGGAUCAGGUCAUCCCUCCUAUCGGAGAUGAUGAGGUGACUGUGGGGAAGUUCUACUCCACUUUUCUGCUUCAAGACCAUUUCCGCAAAUUCAUGAAGCGUCAGGAGGAGUACUACGGCUACCGACCUUCAAAGAAGAGCGCCUCAGGCCCAGAGAUACAGGCCGGCCUGAGGAGCAUAGAAGAAGAGGCAGCACCAGAGAUGCACAGGACCAUUUCAGGAGACCUGCAGAACGAGGAGGAAAUGGAUCAGGCUCUGGCGGAGGCCGGAGAAGAAGCCAUUUUCCAGCGCUCACACGGUCUCUUUGGUAACCGAGUGGACUCCUUUGCUGAAGAGCCGGCCAACGCUCAGCAAUCCCAGAUGACCAGCCAGCGGCCCCUGCAGUUCUCCGAAAGCCAGCCGGAGUCUCCUCCGAACUCCUCUGCCUUCCUGACCGAUACAGAGUUCUUCCCCACGGCUCCACCGAGGAGCAACACAAACAACAACGCCUUUGCAGAAUUUAAUUUUGAGAGAGAAGGCAGUCCAGAAGAGUUCUACAAUCCUUAUGAGGAUCCAGUACCAGACAUAAAACGCUCCUGGAGAUUACCUGUCAGCUCAAACAAAACACAGUUUCCUUAUGAUCCCAGUUAUGGAGACACCCAGAGUCAAAGCUCCAGUACAACAGGUGACCAACUGGACCGAGAGGUUUUCGUAAAGGGAGGCGUUGACUCCUUGGGCAGAAACCCAAACUCUGAUUCUGUAGCAAAGAGGGAGACGGCUGCAGAUGGAAUGGAGGGGACCUCCCAGGACGUCGUCAUGGAACGCUCCAAGAAAAAGAGGCGUCCUGUCCCGGCCCCUCCCACAGCAAAACAACACACCGGCCCACCAGAUCCGGCCGUUAGGAGAAAGAAACGUUCAAUUCCCACAAUCCCUUGCCAGACAAAGUCAGACUCUGCAGUUUAAAGGCUAUGGGUUAUGAAAGAGGGGUUCUUAUGUUCUUAUGAAGGUCGUCUGUAUUUGUUAGCCUUCAUAAAGGCUUAAAGACAGAUCGAAUUUCCUUCUAUUUUGAGAACUAAACCUUCGUACUGGAGUAAACAUUUAAGUUUAUUCAUUCCACUGAGUAAACAAUGUCUUACUGAAGCCCUUAACACCGGAGCUCCAGUGUUUAUAUUCUUUUAUUUACUGUAAUUUUCUAAAUGUACAAUCAACGUAAUUCCAGUAGAUUUUAAUUUUCUCCUUUAAAAUCUACUGGAAUUACAAUGAUCGUGUUGAAAAGUUACUCUACAUUAAAGAUUUUGUGUUUAAGCAUCACCGGCGAUGCAUCAGAUGUUUAAGGGUUAAUGAGCUGCACUUUGUGGAAAAGUUUUACUAUAAAUGUGGAAGUGCAAAGAAGUCUGUUUAGAUAUUUUAACUUGAAAUUGUGUUUCUUUUGCAGAAAACUGAUAGUUUUAUGUAAUAUGAGCAAAUAAGGGUUCUUCAUAGUAGAACGAGAAAAAUGUUUUGCACUGAAUUCAUGUUUAGUACUGAAGCGCUGACCAGUUAACAGCUUUUUGUCUGCCUCCAUGCCUGUAUGGUUGGUAAUACUGCAAGCUUUGAGCAGUUUUUUUUUUCUAACAAAAGCUCACUUAAUGCUCUCACUAUGUUUAAUGUUAAUUUUGUGCUUUCAAUACAAAAAAAUAAACAAAAAAAGUUAGUCAUUGUCACAUUUUUUGACAAAUUAAAAUAAACAUUUAAUUCCAGAAAAUAGUCAAAAACAGUAUGCGCUGCCCCCUACAGGUUGAAACGAGGUAUGACAGUACAAUGUGACGCAGUACCAUACACGAAAACAAGGUUAAAUUAUUCAAAUUAUAUUUAUUGAAGCAAUCAAUCAACGCAGACAUGAUGAUGUUUGUUUACCAAAAGCUGACAUCGCCGUUCGUCAAACACACAAACAAUCCUCCAGCUGGAAGAUCCUCUCCAUAUUUAAUAUCUGCUUUAUGCAGAUUUGCUAAGCUUUGUUAUCUAAUUAAAGGGCUGCCAGCUGAAGCCAAUUAAAUGUUUAUUUCAUUAUCACAAGGGAAUGUCUCUGCUGCACUAGAAUAAAAAUUGUAGCACACAUAAAAUGUAAAAGUCUGCUGGUAUAAACAAGAACAUAGACUGAAAGUCGGCGCCACAAAAGUCUGCAAAUGUGCGAACCUCAAUACAGCUGGACUUUCCUCACUGUCAUCAUGAUCAUUUUUGGUUUAACUAUUAUAGCCAAAUUGAAGAAGGGCUGCUUUAAGAUAAUGUAUGUACAUUUUUACUGCCUACGAAGAAGAAAAUAGCUACCAAUAAAAAGACACGUUUAUCACACUAGCAUAUAUAAAAACAGAAAAGAAAAGG
Molecule: messenger RNA, 7885 nt
Organism: Oryzias melastigma (Indian medaka)
Lineage: Eukaryota; Metazoa; Chordata; Actinopteri; Beloniformes; Adrianichthyidae
Product: dihydropyridine-sensitive L-type skeletal muscle calcium channel subunit alpha-1
Exons: 45
Coding region: 986-6487 (1833 amino acids)
Biological process (GO): calcium ion import across plasma membrane
Cellular component (GO): membrane; voltage-gated calcium channel complex
Molecular function (GO): high voltage-gated calcium channel activity; calcium ion binding
Source: RefSeq, a predicted model, not a curated record